GAGCGGCUCGCCCCCUCCCCCAGGUCAGUUGGCAAGCAGGUCUUGUGGUCUCUGCAGCACGGAUGUGUACCUGUAGGAUCAGGAAGUUCUGAGGGAAGCAAUGAGACUGAAACUUCUGCACCUUCAGACUAGAACUUUCCACGCUUUAACAGCAACAUGCCAACACCAGAGCUUUAAUAAAACUGGACAUCUGCUAUUAAAGCUGGCUAAUGAAGUUGAGAGAACAGCUCACAGAACAGCAAAGUCUUGGAAUUUGUGUGCUCUGAAAACUGCUUCACCUUGUUUGACAAGUCUGUGUGUGCAAGUCACAAAUUGGCAGUUGCUCCAAGGAAAUGCAUCAGCUUUGGCAAGAAAUGUUUGUUACCUGAAUGGAGAGAUUUUUUUUACAUCCUGGAAAUUUUUUGGUAUGGCAAUGAUGGAACACUACAAGUUUAAUACAGAGCAUAUUAAAAAGCUUUGGAACAUAUCAUCAAGAUUCUACUCAGUUGUAUCAGCUGGUAAAAUUAUUCCAAAACACAGUGACAGGCCAGUGAAGAGGCCACCGAAGGCACCAAGGACCAAGCAGCCAUCCAGAACUAACCAGCCACUACUGUCAGACAUGGAGAAUCUGAUGCAGUGCACAGCCUUUGCAACAGCAGAUGAAUAUCAUCUUGGUAAUCUGUGUCAUGACCUGACUUCACAAGGAUAUGUUGAAAUAACAAGUUUGCCUAGAGAUGCUGCAAAUGUCCUGGUGAUGGGUACUGAGAAAUGUGCAAAAGAAGAUGAUCCUGGCAUGAUUUUUUUCUUUAGGGAGGGGGCUGUUGUGUUUUGGAAUGUGGAAGAGAAAAGUAUGAAGAAUAUCAUGCAAGUGCUGGAGCAGCAUGAAAUUGAGCCAUAUGAAGUUGCACUAGUGCAUUGGGAGAAUGAAGAGAUGAAUUAUAGAAUAGGAGAAGGCCAGUCAAAGCUUCAUAAAGGAGAAAUUGUAAUAAAUUCUGAGCUGGGUAGUGAUGAAGUCGUUCUGCAGAAAUUUGCAUUUUCAAAUGCCCUUUGUCUUUCUGUAAAACUGGCUAUUUGGGAAUCAUUAUUGGAUAACUUUGUGGAAUCCAUACAGUCAAUUCCUGAGAUACUGAAAUCACGAAGGAAGGUGAAACUUUCUCAUGCAGAUGUGAUGCAGAAGAUUGGAGAACUCUUUGCAUUAAGACACCGUAUAAAUCUGAGCUCAGACCUGCUAAUAACACCUGACUUCUACUGGGAUAGAGAAAAACUGGAAGAGCUUUAUGAUAAGACAUGCCACUUUCUCAACAUUAAUCGUAGAGUUAAGGUAAUGAAUGAAAAGCUUCAGCACUGCAUGGAGCUGACGGACCUAAUGCGAAACCACCUGAAUGAAAAGCACACUCUGCGUCUCGAGUGGAUGAUAGUAAUACUCAUCACCAUAGAGGUUCUGUUUGAACUUGCAAGGGUAGUCUUCUGACAACAGAAUAAACUCAGGAAGAAGAAAACUGAAAAAAUCACAACCAUAUGGCUCAGAAAAUGCGUGUCGUGGAAUUAUGUCUCUUGAUAUAUAAAAAUACAUCUUCUAUUAAAAUUAAU
Molecule: messenger RNA, 1569 nt
Organism: Calypte anna (Anna's hummingbird)
Lineage: Eukaryota; Metazoa; Chordata; Aves; Apodiformes; Trochilidae
Gene: RMND1
Product: required for meiotic nuclear division 1 homolog
Exons: 13
Coding region: 101-1450 (449 amino acids)
Biological process (GO): positive regulation of mitochondrial translation
Source: RefSeq, a predicted model, not a curated record